CCAUCAACUAUGGCGAUAAGAGGUAGACGAAAGGCUAUUGUAAUGGAUCCAAAGAGUUGGAUGGUAUUUUCAGAAACAGGUGAAUCCAUCAUUGAGGAUCUCGACAAAUACACCAUUAUGCGACGAACAGGUUUACCGGCGCGUGAUCUUAGAGUUCUUGAUCCAACACUUUUUUACCCUUCUUCUAUUAUGGGACGAGAGAAAUCCAUUGUUGUUAACUUAGAACACAUUAAAGCAAUCAUCACUUCAAAUGAGGUGCUUAUAAUUAAUUCUUCUAGCCCUUUUUUUAUUUUGUUCCUUCAAGAUCUUCAAGCGCGUGUUCCUCGUUCUAAUAAUAUACAUAAGUUUACAUCGGUUGAUAAUGGCAUGGAUGGUGAAUGUGAAUCAAAAAAAAUAAUGGAGGAAGGGUCACCGUUGCUACAAAGUCGCAUUGAUUCUAUGAAUAUUGCAUCAAAGGAGAGUUUUGAGGAUGAUACAUUGAUUGAUGUAGCGGAAACGUCAGAUCAGAAGCCGUUACCGUUUGAGUUUAAAGCUCUUGAGACUUGUAUUGAAUCUGCAUGUGCAUGCCUUGAAUAUGAGAAUCAAAGAUUGGAAGAGGAGGCUUACCCAGCUUUAGAUGAAUUAGCCACACAAAUUAGUACUCUAAAUCUUGAACAUGUAAGGCAUAUCAAGAAUCGUUUGGUUGCACUUUCGGGUCGUGUGCAAAAGGUAGCAAAUCAGCUAGAAAACUUGUUAGAUGAUGAUAAUGACAUGGCUGAAAUGUACUUGACAAAAAAACUUGAUGAUUGUUUAGUAGAUCAAACAUCAUUAAAAAAAGGAUCCAAUUCAAAUAUUGCUGAAGAUAUAGAUGAAAGAUUCUACGAGUCUAAGCCUGAUGUUGAAGAAUUAGAGAUGCUUUUAGAAGCAUAUUUUGCACAGAUAAAUGGAAUUUCGCAAAGAAUGUCCAGUUUGAGUGAGUAUGUAGAUGAUACAGAGGACCACAUCAACAUAAUGUUGGAUGAUAAGCGAAAUCAACUACUACAAGUAACAAUAAUAUUCAGCACAACGAACGUGAUAAUGGCUGCAGGUAUUGCGGUUGUUGGAUUGUUUGGCAUGAACGUUCAUAUUGAUCUCUUUGAUGGACAACCUCGUCAAUUUUGGGCCACGGUUGGUGGCACAUUCUCAGGUUGUAUAUUAUUGCUCAUCAUUUCUAUUUGGUGGGGUAAAAAAAGAUAUAUUCUAUCUGAGUCAAAACAAAUCACUAAUAUAUGA
Messenger RNA from Lathyrus oleraceus (garden pea), 1251 nucleotides. Its product is annotated as magnesium transporter MRS2-F. Bases 10 to 1251 code for a protein of 413 amino acids. Gene Ontology annotation, molecular function: magnesium ion transmembrane transporter activity. The transcript has 5 exons. Gene Ontology annotation, biological process: magnesium ion transport. NCBI's taxonomy places the organism in Eukaryota, Viridiplantae, Streptophyta, Magnoliopsida, Fabales, Fabaceae. The record is from RefSeq and is a predicted model, not a curated record.